Molecule: messenger RNA, 1233 nt
Organism: Malassezia globosa CBS 7966
Lineage: Eukaryota; Fungi; Basidiomycota; Malasseziomycetes; Malasseziales; Malasseziaceae
Exons: 1
Coding region: 1-1233 (410 amino acids)
Biological process (GO): positive regulation of mRNA splicing, via spliceosome
Cellular component (GO): spliceosomal complex
Molecular function (GO): RNA binding
Source: RefSeq, a predicted model, not a curated record
AUGGACGCACCGGCUGAACGUGAAUGGCAAAAUGCCGAGAACGAUGACUUUGAUCGUCGCGAAGCCCGUGAAAACGAACAUGACAGUGAACGUCAACGCUCACCGCCUGCCCCACCGCGUUCAUCUUCUCGCGAAACGUAUGAGCGCCGUCGUUCACGCGACUAUGACCACCGGUCGUCCCCACCCCCUAGGGAUGCAUAUGACCGGGGCUCAUCUCCACCCCCGCCUUCACGUCGAUAUGAAGAUCACGAUCGUGAGCGCGAGCGCGAUCGUGGACGACGAGGCUAUGGUCAUGGACAUGCAUAUGGACGCGAUGACCGAUAUGCCGGACCUCCGCCUUCGUCGUUCGCACGAAGUCGUGAACCACCGGUGCGACCGUCGCCGCCACCAUCCAACAUCGUGGGUGCCUUUGGUCUGAGUAUUCGCACGACGGAGCGCGACUUGGAGGAUGAGUUUGCCCGCGCAGGAGAGGUGGAAAAAGUUGUCAUUGUUUACGACGCACGCACUGGCCGAUCGCGUGGCUUUGGCUUUAUCACGAUGAAAGAUAUCGAAACGGCCACACGCGCGAUUGAACAACUCAACAACGUCGAGCUUCACGGCCGCCGUAUCCGCGUGGACUAUUCCAGCACCACACGUGCUCAUGAUCCAACGCCUGGCGAGUACAGGGGAAACCCUCGGCCUGUGGGUGGCGACCGCUUCUCCCGCCCACAAGUAGCUCGUACCGUGGGAGUGCAUUUGGCCGAGAGCGCGGAUGGGGCGAGCGUGGGCGUGGACGUGAUCGCGAUCGUGAAUUUAGUCGAUACCACGACUCAUACUAUGACAGGCCUCCUCGCGAUCGUGGUGGAAGUCGCUACGAUGAUUAUCCGCGACCAAGCGGUGGCUGGUCACGCCGUGAUGACCGUGGUGGACCACCACCCCCACGGUACCGUCCUGGAUCAGGCCCUGAUUCAGAUAAUUGGCGUCGCCGUGCGAGUCCGCCCCCGCGCAUGCGCUCACGUAGCCCGCCGCCACGUUACCGUGACUACGAUGACGGGGCAUACGACGAUCGCAGGCGGCCACCGGCGCCUCCCUCGGACUAUGGUCGUGAGCGUGAGCGUUCCGAGUACUCUGAACGUUCAGAUCGUCCUGCCGACUAUGAAGACUCAUUUAGCCGAUAUGAGGAUGAGCCGCCUAAGCGAUACGACUAAAGAGAACAAGCCACAAAAUAAAUGCAACGCCAUGGCUACAUUGUAG